GGGCACACGCAAUAGCUUGCAAAACGGAGCACACAGCCUUAUGAACGUGCAGCGCUCCUAAGUAAGCUGAAAGAGUGGCACUCGAACAGUGAACAGGAAGUUAAAGUGACAGGUUGCCGAAGGCCGCAGCGUCAUUCGCAGAUAUCAUAAGCCUGUCUGGUUCUGCAAGGCGUGCAGAUGGCUGAGCGCAGCCAGCAGAUGACAAGGCCAGGGGAAGAAAGCCAAAGGACCAUGGAGGAGGACAUCAGGAAGAGAGGCAUGCUGUAUAUACAACAGCAGAGGUUCGGCAAGAAAUGGAAGAAGGUGUGGUCCAUUAUUUACAGAGAGAGCAGCCACUCCGUCUCCCGGAUGGAAUUCUUUGAAUACAAAGACAGCGCGAUGUUGGUGAACGUUGAGAAGCCGGAGCGGACAGGCCGCAAGCAGGAGAACAAAAAGGUCAUCAAGCUACGCGACUGCAUACGGGUGUCACAGACCGACAGUGAAAACUGCCCCAAAGACUGCAGACCCUUUCUGGUGGAGACCACAGAGAAAUUAUUUCUGUUUGCGGCAGAGAUCUGCGAGCUGGAGGGCUGGACCCAGGCACUGUGUGAGACGGCUUUCCCAAAGAGCUGGGGUGAACCAGGAAUCAAGAAACGAGGCAGCAUUAUGCACUCCAGGGGAGAUGGAGCUGAAGUGGAGAUGGAGGACAACACCCUCUACAGCGCACGAGACAGCGUGAUGAAGGACUUUAAGGUGACAAUAAGGAAGACAGAGGUCUCUGAAAAAUGUCGGCUGCGUGGGACCUACACUCUGCGGACAGAUUUUGACAGCCUUCUGCUCAAAGAUGUGAAGUCUGGGGAGGUGAUCUUCACCUGGCCUUACCGAUUCCUAAGGAGGUUUGGCAGGGACAAGGUGACCUUCUCCUUUGAAGCAGGGCGGCGAUGUGACUCAGGGGAGGGCAACUUUGAGUUUGAGACCAAGCAGGGAAAUACUCUCUUCCAGGCUGUGGAUAGAGCCAUUAACCUUCAGAAAAGCAACAUGGCCCCCCAGCGUCAAGCUUCAGGAGGAGUGGAUGUUGUCCUGGACAAUGGCACUACUUAUAGCACUGUCAAUGACAUCCAGCCCAGAGAGUGUCCCCCUCCAUCACAAGGUUCCCGCUCUCGGCUAGAGCUGCCCGCUGACAAGAUGCUCACUGGGGUUAAGAGUCUGAAUAUUGACACCAGACCACCUCCCCAAAAGAACCAGGUGAAGAGUAUCUCAAGUUGCCCAUUGCUCAAUAGUGAGGACUCAACCUACUCCCAGAUCUCCAUGCCCCGGGAACAGGGGGAGCGAGUGGAGAGGGCACAGGAGAUGCCCUCCUCUAAGCCUGUCCAGGACUCAGAGUAUUCCCUUCCAUUUGACGCCAUUGCCAAGAGUCUGAGCACUAUACUUGUUGCCUCCCAAUCAUUCAAAAUGGAGGAUGAGGGCUGUAGGGAGGCUUCUGUAGAUGGAGAAGAACAUUCAGAUCCCCUGUAUGACUCUAUUGAUGAGUCAGCCAUUAGGUCAGCCAUCCGGAAGAAGAGUGCAAAGAAGCCGACAUAUACCAAGGCAGAACACAUUUAUGAUGAGCCUGAAGGUUGUGCUGCAGAAGUUAUUGCUGCCAGUGACCCCCUGUCCUUCUAUGAUAACCCAGAGGAGUUCAAAGGUCAUGCUUGGAAAUAUAAGGGCUGUGCAGACCCAAGCGGCCAUGAGUAUCCAUACAACCCCAAUAUUGAUGACUAUGCCGUGCCCAAACCCCCAAGGAAAGCUUUGCUUGUGAAUGAAGAGGAAGAGGACUCUCCAUACGAUAAUGUAAUGGUGAAAAUUACUUAAAGGGGGAGCAGAUAAUCUCAAAACCACAUUAAGUUUGUAAAUCUUCCACAAGUUUUGCUGGAAACUGCGAAAGGUUCAACAACUGUGAAUUUCGAUACAAGUAUAUAUGUUGCACGUGCCUCAGUUAUUUGUAACUGAAGGAUAACAACCAGCAGAAUAAGAGUAGAUAAUUAUAAGUAAAUACAUGUGACAGAUUUUUUUUCUUAGCUUUAAUAGAUUUAUUGUUUUGUAAAACAUUUUGGUAAAACCCUCAUUCACAAAGGAGCCUCUUCUGAGUCACCGUGGCAACCUCUCUGCUUGCUCCAUGGGCAGAGAAUGCUUCUCAAUAUAAAGCUUCUUCACGAAUGGAUACAGAUUUUUUUUAUUAGAAAGUAAUAUAUUUUUAAGAAAACCUAAAGACAUUGAUGAAUAUCUGAAAGAUUAUGUGUUGUGCAAGAAAUGUUUAGGGCCAGUGUUUAAUGUCAGUGAUACAUUUUGAAAAAUGCAACCCUGUUUCCAAAAAGUUGGGAUGUCGUGUAAAAUGUAAAUAAAAAACAGAAUGCAAUGAUUAGCAAAUCAUAUAAACCCAGAUUUAAUUACCAAUAGGACAAAGACAAUUUCAAAUGUUGAAACUGAGCAUUUAUAUUGUUUUAUGACAAAUAUAUGCCCAGCUUUUUUGGAAAUGGAGUUGAAGGCUAAUGCACAUCAGCUAUGUCAUUGUCAAUAGAAAUUAAGGCUGAAAGGCUGAUAUUCAAGGAAAGGGACCCAGAUGUCUUUAUUGGUCGGUACCUCUACCAUAUAGAACAUGAAGAUGUCACAAUGCCCUAUUUAUUCUUUUAAUUCUGUCACUCCUGCCUUGUCCCUCCUGUAUGCUCUUUCACUGAGGCCAGCUCCUUGCUGUGUCUAUGCUCAAAAGGCAUGGAUAUUCAAACAAUGAAAUCUACUGCAGACACACCCACUCUGAAGGGAUCUUUUCAGUAUGUGCCAUGCAUUCUGAUAUUCUGGAGAGGAUGGGAUUGUGGUCGGCAUAGGGGACUAUAAUUCUGAUUCGGUCUCCCUCUCUUAUGCAAUGGAGCCCCCACCUAACAGACACAACAUGCAGUGAGUCUAUAAAUCUAGAGUGGGCAGUGAGAGUGCAAACCUCGCAGAAAUGACUGUGGCUUUGCUGACUGCUGCCUUCUUCGGCACAAGUGUGUUUACCCUGCACUCUGCGUCGGCACGGACGGCCUUUGGGUGGCCUGCUAACUCUAGUGUCAAACAUUACAGAACAAAUACUACAACAAUUAAGAGAGGAUCCUUGAAAACCGUGUAAAUGAUUCGUAAACGCAGGGAGCCAGUAUAAUAAAUCACUCAGAAACACAAUCUAAAUGCAAAUACAAAUGUUUAAAAAUGCAAAUAAAUCAGCUCAGGCAAACCUCAACUGAACCAUUGAUAGAUGGGGAAAAUAGAGAUCAGCAGAAAGGAUUUAAAAAAACGGGCUGUUGAGCUGAAUGUAUGUCAUCAUGACACUCGUGAUUCGCAGUUAUUCCACACUGUUUCUUUCCCUUGCUGGUUCCUCAUUUCAUGUUUGUGUAAUAUGUGCAAUAGUGUGUAAUGUGUGUAAAUAUAUUGCAAUAAGGUCAUCAGCAGAGCUGCCUGAAGGUGAGAUAAUAAAAGCAAUAUUUAAAUGCACAGAA
This is a messenger RNA of Brienomyrus brachyistius, 3485 nucleotides long. RefSeq names its product docking protein 2 (gene dok2). The record is from RefSeq and is a predicted model, not a curated record. Lineage: Eukaryota; Metazoa; Chordata; Actinopteri; Osteoglossiformes; Mormyridae. The coding region runs from base 178 to 1830 and encodes 550 amino acids. Gene Ontology annotation, cellular component: cytoplasm. The transcript is spliced from 5 exons. Gene Ontology annotation, biological process: positive regulation of MAPK cascade; cell surface receptor protein tyrosine kinase signaling pathway.